Megalobrama amblycephala (Wuchang bream) is the source of this 5953-nucleotide messenger RNA. Its product is annotated as collagen alpha-1(I) chain. The transcript has 65 exons. The record is from RefSeq and is a predicted model, not a curated record. Bases 167 to 5464 code for a protein of 1765 amino acids. Gene Ontology annotation, molecular function: extracellular matrix structural constituent. NCBI's taxonomy places the organism in Eukaryota, Metazoa, Chordata, Actinopteri, Cypriniformes, Xenocyprididae.
GUAGCGGGAUCUACAUUGCUUAUGCAUUAAGCUGUGUCAUGGAGAGAGUGCGUAUGGCUCAGCCCAUCUCUGGCAGCUCUCCAGGUACAGGUGUGUUUUAGUGUGGUCCAAAACUGACCAUACCUCCGUCUGAAGCGCUCACAGACCGGCCUGCCUCCCUGAAGCCAUGCAGGACUCCGAAACUCUGCUCAAACUUCUCUGCUGUGUAGGUAUCAUGCAGCAGAUGACCGUGGUGAUGGGUGACCCCACUCAAAGUGACCUCAACUGUCCUGAUCACAAAUCCCAUUGUGUCCAAGAGUCACAGGAAGAAGAUGUGGGAAAAGGAGCAAAUGUUGCCAUCUCUGGUUCUGCCUCUGUUGCCAUGGUGGAAAUGGAGGAAAAAAAUACAAAAGUGAAGACUGACACAGAAAAGAACAAUCGUCAAUGCCAACAUAUGAUGUCAUUUCCUUUGUCACCUGUUGAUUUAAGUGUACAAAGGGCAGUUUCAGAUUCGCAGACACUAGCAAGUGGAUCUUUGGAAAGAUUACCCAACCUAGAGAUGGUAACACUGAGGUGUCAAGCUAAUUCUACAUAUGAAACGGAACCUGAAUGGACUGAAUCAUCUGGUUUUGACCAAGAGAAGAUAAUUGGAGGUGGCAUAGACAAUAAAGAGGCCUUUAUUUCCUCUCUCACAGUCCAGCCCACCAAAACAAGUCAAUCUUUUGUUUUUCCAGAGACCACAGGGGCGCUUGACCCUGAACGCAAGCCUCAAACUCGGACCAUGAGGGUGAGAAAUAUUAAUUUAACGACAGGUGGUUACGUUCCACAAUCUGAAGAGUCUUUUAAGAUGCGCACUGAGGUCAAAUCAGAGGUCAAAGGUCAAACCAAGAAGGAGCCCUUGCCGACACCACAGUUAUCUGUCUCGACUCUGAAGAACAGUACAGCCGUUUCAAUGAACACAGCCACAAAUGUCCAUCCAACUGAUACCUUAGAUACAGCCAAUGACACGUCACGGACAAAAUCCGUUGAGGAUUCAAUCACAGCGCCAAGUAGUUCACCUCAAAACCUGUCUAGCGUAAUGGAAACCAGCACCCGCAGCACCUCAGUCAGAAAAGUAAAGUCAAAAGAGAAGAAUAAAGAAUUCAGAGCGACUAGUCGACCUACGACACCAAUGCAAACACAGCCCGUAGCAGUUACACAGCGAAUACCUUUUCAUCAACCUGGGAGUCCCAGGGUCGAAGCUAAUACUGCACUGAGAGAGAGAGAGCAAGAAAAGAUAAAAGACACAGAUGAGACUUCACAGAUUAGACGUGAACAAAAAGCACCUGUGAACGGAGAAUCAGAGACUAAUGAUUGUUAUUCAGGUGCUUUUGCUGCCUGUCCAGGACGUCCUACCACUGCGCCAAGUACACAGACCCACUCCAAUCAGAUGCACAGAAACAUACACAGAGAAGGACGUCUAAUACGCACACCGGGUUUCAGAGGGCCAAGGGGGUAUCCAGGCCCACCUGGUUUACCAGGCCCUCCAGGUGAAAAAGGAGACAAAGGCUACACAGGAGUGAUGGGCCGGACGGGCAGGACAGGGUACAGAGGACCGAUCGGACCCCCCGGCAUGCCUGCUAUCAUAGUCUGGCACACGUCAGAAGAUGAGUGGCAAGUGUUCAAGAACAAGAAAUUCUACAAGAAACUAGUGUCAUCGUGGCCGAGAGUGAAGGGAUUACCCGGACCUUUGGGACCACUUGGAGAACCUGGACCACCUGGCCCUCCUGGAGUUCCAGGCAAACAGGGGAGGAAAGGAGAGCGAGGGAAACUCGGAAGAACAGGACCUGUUGGAAUGCCAGGACCAACUGGGAGAUCAGGACCAGAGGGCACAGCUGGGAAGGAUGGGGAGAUGGGCUCACCUGGACCACCUGGGGAGGAUGGCCCGAAAGGUUAUGAGGGAGAGAAGGGCAGUAAAGGGGAGCUGGGUGAGUGGGGUGACCUUGGGGAACAAGGGCCUCAGGGAACCAAAGGAAGGAAAGGAGAGAAGGGAAAAAAGGGAGAGAAGGGCGUAGCCGGGGUUAUAGGAUAUAUUGGUCCACCUGGUCCCAGAGGACCACGGGGAUUCAUGGGCCCGACUGGUCCUCCUGGACAGAGAGGGGGGCUUGGGUUCACUGGAUCACCAGGAUCUCCAGGAAGUACGGGACUGAGAGGGUUGAAGGGAGUUCCGGGCGUCAACGGACCUCCUGGCCAACUUGGUGAAAUAGGGCCAAGGGGAGCACCUGGCAAGCAAGGAGAGGAAGGGCCUGAUGGUAUUAUUGGUAUCCCUGGUGUUCCUGGACCACAGGGAAAACCAGGGGGAGAUGGACCACCGGGUCAAAAAGGAGACCCUGGAGAUGCAGGAAUUGAGGGAAGCAUUGGAGGUCCAGGACCACCGGGUAUGAAAGGUGCCAGUGGAAAACCAGGAAAACUUGGACCCUCAGGUGAUCCAGGUCUGAAUGCCCAGCGUGGAGUGAAAGGAGAUUCCGGCCAGAAGGGAGAUCAAGGUCCUCCAGGGCUGCCAGGUAAACAGGGAUUCAGAGGCAGAGGAGGGCAGUCUGGUGUACAGGGAGAGACAGGCCCUAUCGGACCUGCUGGUUUACCAGGGCCCACGGGCUAUGAUGGACCUAUUGGAGAUCCUGGGAGACAAGGAAAAGAUGGACUUAAGGGAGAGAGAGGUCCUCCGGGUAUCCAAGGUGUCCGUGGCCCACGAGGUGACAAGGGUCGGAUUGGCCAAGGAGGAUUUUCUGGUUUUCCAGGACCUUUGGGGGAGAUGGGAAAAUCAGGAGAACUAGGACCUGAAGGAGAGCCUGGUAUUAAGGGUAGACCAGGGGUCCCUGGAGGAACUGGAUUUAAAGGUCAAAAGGGACUGCAGGGUGUUUCAGGGAGUAGAGGACAGGAUGGCACUCAUGGUACACCUGGAUCAAUUGGACCACAGGGGUCAGAUGGAGAUAGAGGACCUACAGGACCCUGGGGUUUACAGGGAAAGCCUGGUGGACCAGGAUUCCAAGGUCCUGUUGGAAAAACUGGGGAACCAGGGAGCCGAGGUCUCGCCGGCAAACCUGGAAAGCCUGGAAUCACGGGUGUCAAAGGCAGAAAGGGUUCAGCAGGGUUUCAUGGCAGUCCUGGGGAAAAGGGGAAAAAUGGCCCUGAGGGACCAAAAGGAAAACCUGGACAGCCAGGUCCUCGAGGCAUACCAGGAGAGAAGGGCUACAUAGGACCACCUGGCCCACGAGGAAACAUAGGCCAGUGGGGUGAGACAGGUCUGCAGGGGCCGAUAGGAAAUCAAGGGCCCCGGGGACCUCCUGGGCCAUAUGGAGUGGAUGGGUACCCAGGUAAAGAUGGACCACCUGGACCCAUCGGACCUCCAGGAGAUAAAGGCAAUAAGGGACUGAGAGGAGCCAGUGGACUGAAGGGAGUUGCUGGUAUCGAUGGUGAGGAGGGCCUAGUGGGUAAAACUGGACCAGUCGGACCAGCAGGAAGUAAAGGACUGCCUGGUGAGAAGGGUCAAAAAGGCUCUCUUGGUGAACAUGGCCUAAAAGGAAUCCCAGGCGAGAGUGGAAAUCGAGGACCACCUGGAGCGAAAGGACCAACAGGAAGAGAUGGGUUGAGAGGUCCUCCAGGGCAGAAGGGAGAUCCUGGAUCCCCUGGUGAAAAAGGUCAGUCAGGUGUAAGAGGUCAAUCCGGCUUGGUGGGAAAGUACGGUCCUGGGGGGAACAUGGGAGAAGCUGGUGAUAAAGGCGACAAAGGUCUACAUGGACUUGUUGGUGAGGCAGGAACAAAUGGGCCUCCAGGUCCAAAUGGUGCUGUUGGAUUACCGGGUUUGCCUGGAAAAGAAGGAUUUGUUGGACAAAGUGGAAAGCAUGGGCUGAAAGGAGAGCCUGGACUGAAAGGGAAUUCAGGGGGCCCUGGAAAGAUAGGACUAAUUGGUGUUCAAGGUCCAAGCGGGAAGAAAGGAGAACCUGGAACAAGAGGCAAAAUGGGUUCAGUGGGUCAGCCAGGAGCUGUGGGUCCUCAGGGUCUGAAGGGAAAACCAGGAUCUUUAGGACCUCCAGGGGGGAAAGGAGUCAAGGGUCAAUCAGGGCCAAAAGGAAUGAGGGGUUCUGCUGGAAGGAGAGGCAGUAAAGGUGUUGCAGGAAAGCCAGGACCUCAAGGACCAAAAGGGAAACAUGGCAGUCCUGGUCUCCCUGGAAAGCCAGGGAAAGGUGGAACAGAUGGACUGCUGGGAGUUAUAGGCACUGAGGGCGACCCAGGUGACAUUGGAUUCAGAGGACCUUCAGGGAGACCAGGUCCGCCAGGUGGUGCUGGCACCCCAGGAAAAACGGGUUUGCAAGGGAGUCAAGGACUAUCUGGACCAAAGGGCUCUAUAGGACCGAAAGGGAAACCAGGGCCCACUGGGCUGAUAGGGCCGAAGGGGAUUCCAGGACUUCAAGGUGAAAAGGGAGAUGUUGGACAGAAAGGACCUAAGGGCCAUAUUGGAAUUAGAGGAUUGCAAGGGCCCAUUGGACCACCAGGAGAAAAGGGAAAACAAGGUGCUCCAGGGUACAAGGGGCGGCCUGGGCCAAAAGGCAUAAGGGGAGAAGCUGGUGCUCGUGGGUCUCCUGGUGGCAAAGGAUUUCCUGGUUCAACUGGUCCACCUGGAAGGAAGGGUAUGAAAGGAGUUCAGGGAAUAUCAGGACAAAAAGGUGUGAAAGGUCAGAGAGGUCCACCUGGAAAACGUGGUAUUCACAGCCAACUGACACCAGGGCUUCAUACUUCACCUCGUGCUCAAAGAAGAGUCUCACAAAAUAAAGCAAGGUUAUUGUUACGAAAGUCUCGAUUUGAUGACCCUGAAGAUGGGAUUGAGGAAAAUAGCCACUUACAAGGCACCAAAGACAGCCCAGCCACCACCUGCAGAGAUCUGAGUCUCAUGCAGCCUCACCUUAGAGACGGGCACUACUACGUUGAUCCUAACCACGGAUGUCCAUUUGAUGCUCUCCGUGUGUUCUGUAAUUUCACUGCCGGUGGUCUAACUUGUGUGUCUCCUGUCCAGUCUAAAAUUUCAGGAAUAUGGCCAUCAGUGGACAGAUCUAAGAAGUGGUUUAGUGAGCUUCACAGAGGCUUCAAGUUUGAGUACAGAGAUCUUAGUGUUGUCCAACUGCGAUUCCUACGGUUACACAGUAACUCUGCCACACAAAGCAUCAGCCUGAAAUGUCCCAAAAAACACAGCCCCGCUGCUAAACACAAGGAUACCACCAAGAGGGUGCUACAUUUACGAGGAGACUCCAAUGAAGAAAUCCAUCCAUCCCAUGUCAUUAUAUCACAACAUGGUUGUGAGGUAACGGCACAGGUGAGGGUUCUGGGGAAUUCAGAGCUCCACAGAGGAGACGUGCAACUGCUUCCCAUAAGAGACGUUUUUUUAGAGGGUGGAGGAGAGAUCUGGGAAAAAGAUGCGAGCAUCGUCCUUGGACAUGUGUGCUUUUUAUAGUCUCUUUCCAAAGUAGAGUGCAUUUACAAAGCUCCUGGGAGGAAUGAAAUGUUUCCAGCUGACAGUACUUUUAGUAUUGUAUUAUAAUGUAAGGUAUUUUAUGAUCAGUGAUUUCCAGCAUAGCUGAAUAUGUUCUCUGGGUUUAUAUUAUUCAGAUUUCCUGUAGACUGAAAGUGGUGCAAUAAUUGUUUGCGUGUGUGAAGUGAGCAUGUAAGUUUAUUUAGACUUGUGUGUCAGUGGGUUGUGAGUAUUUAUGAUAACGAUUUAUUUAUGUAAGGUGUAAGAAUUUGUAUCGGAGGAAAAGUGUAAUUCACACAGUACCUUAGUGUUUUACUAACUGAUAUUAAAAAAUAAAAACCUUACAGGGCAUUCCUAAUUUAUAUACAGUAAAUUGCAAAAAUAGUAUGUUCUUUCUAGAAAUGUGUCAUGAAAUGCCCUUUAUUUUUGCAAUAUUCCUAAUGAUGCAAUAAACAAACCCUGAAUUACUAA